UUUAAAAAAAUUGACGGACGUAAAACUCCCCCAAUAGUGUUCCGAAUAGCGGGACCGGAGUAGGCGGGCCGACGCAGCUUGAGGGAGUGGGUGCGCGUGGAGCGGAUGGCUGAGGGAGCGGGGCGGAGAGCGACGUCGGAGGCCCAGGUUUCUAUCCCCGCGGAGCUUUCUUCGGAGCAGGAGUGGGCAGCCGUGGCCCUCCAGACGCCGCUGGGUCGCAGCCCCUGCCUUUGGCCCUCGGUUUGUGGCCCUUCUUGGCUGUCCUCCGGCAGCAUCUGCUUUAAAGGGUGUUUAAGUACUAUUUGCUGAAUUUACCAAAAUGACCAAAUUAGGCUUCCUCCGCCUGUCCUAUGAAAAGCAGGACACUCUCCUUAAGCUCCUCAUUCUUUCAAUGGCAGCUGUGCUAUCUUUCUCUACAAGACUCUUUUCUGUGCUGAGGUUUGAGAGUGUUAUUCAUGAAUUUGAUCCGUAUUUUAACUACCGCACAACUCGCUUCCUGGCAGAAGAGGGCUUCUACAAGUUUCACAACUGGUUUGAUGAUAGAGCAUGGUAUCCGUUGGGGAGGAUCAUUGGUGGAACUAUUUAUCCAGGUUUAAUGAUCACAUCAGCAGCGAUCUAUCAUGUUCUACACUUCUUCCACAUUACAAUUGACAUCAGAAAUGUGUGUGUAUUCCUGGCUCCCCUUUUCUCCUCCUUCACUACUAUAGUAACAUACCAUCUCACCAAAGAGCUCAAGGAUGCAGGGGCAGGUCUCCUGGCAGCUGCAAUGAUUGCUGUGGUGCCAGGGUACAUCUCUCGUUCUGUUGCUGGCUCCUAUGACAAUGAAGGUAUUGCCAUAUUCUGUAUGCUUCUGACUUACUACAUGUGGAUCAAAGCAGUGAAAACAGGCUCCAUCUAUUGGGCAGCCAUGUGUGCACUUGCCUAUUUCUACAUGGUUUCUUCAUGGGGAGGUUAUGUGUUUUUGAUUAACCUCAUUCCCCUUCAUGUCUUGGUGCUGAUGCUCACUGGACGAUUCUCCCACCGGAUAUAUGUGGCUUAUUGCACUGUCUAUUGUUUAGGAACCAUCUUAUCAAUGCAGAUCUCUUUUGUUGGCUUCCAGCCUGUCUUGUCAUCUGAACACAUGGCUGCCUUGGGUGUAUUUGGCCUAUGUCAAAUUCAUGCCUUUGUAGAUUAUCUGCGCAGCAAACUGAACCCUCAGCAGUUUGAGAUUCUCUUCAGGAGUGUGAUUUCUCUAGUUGGAUUUGUCCUUUUAUCAAUAGGAGCUGUCCUUAUGCUGACAGGAAAAAUUUCCCCAUGGACUGGCCGCUUCUACUCACUCCUUGAUCCUUCCUAUGCAAAGAAUAAUAUACCCAUCAUUGCUUCAGUCUCUGAGCACCAGCCUACUACAUGGUCAUCUUAUUAUUUUGAUCUUCAGCUUCUUGUUUUCAUGUUCCCAGUUGGUCUGUAUUACUGUUUCAGUAACCUGUCUGAUGCCCGCAUUUUUAUUAUCAUGUAUGGUGUGACCAGCAUGUACUUCUCUGCUGUGAUGGUUCGUCUCAUGCUGGUACUGGCCCCUGUUAUGUGUAUUCUGUCUGGUAUUGGAGUGUCUCAAGUGUUAUCAACUUAUAUGAAAAAUUUAGAUAUCAGCCGACCAGACAAGAAGUCAAAAAAGCAACAGGACUCUACUUACCCCAUCAAAAAUGAAGUUGCCAGUGGCAUGAUCCUAGUCAUGGCUUUUUUCUUGAUCACCUACACUUUCCAUUCAACUUGGGUAACCAGUGAAGCCUAUUCUUCCCCCUCCAUAGUGCUGUCUGCUCGUGGUGGAGAUGGCAGUAGAAUCAUAUUUGAUGACUUCAGAGAGGCUUACUACUGGCUUCGUCACAAUACACCAGAGGAUGCAAAAGUUAUGUCCUGGUGGGAUUAUGGGUAUCAGAUAACAGCCAUGGCAAAUCGAACAAUUCUAGUGGAUAACAACACAUGGAAUAAUACCCACAUUUCCAGAGUUGGUCAGGCCAUGGCAUCUACAGAAGAACGGGCUUAUGAGAUUAUGAGGGAGCUGGAUGUCAGUUAUGUAUUGGUAAUUUUUGGAGGCCUCACUGGAUACUCCUCAGAUGAUAUUAACAAAUUUUUAUGGAUGGUACGAAUUGGAGGGAGUACAGAUACUGGCAAGCACAUAAAGGAGCAUGAUUACUACACACCGACAGGAGAGUUCCGUGUGGACAGGGAGGGCUCUCCUGUGCUACUUAACUGCCUUAUGUACAAGAUGUGCUACUACCGCUUUGGACAAGUCUACACAGAAGCCAAGCGUCCUCCAGGUUAUGACAGAGUACGGAAUGCUGAGAUUGGUAACAAAGACUUUGAGCUGGAUGUAUUGGAGGAAGCAUACACCACAGAACAUUGGCUAGUCCGAAUAUACAAAGUAAAGGAUUUGGAUAAUCGUGGAUUGUCAAGAACGUAACUUGCCUUCAGGUGUACCAUAAUAAGCACUGAUCGAGCCUUUGCCUGUGAAGCAGAUGAUUUUUUUUUUAUACUGUUUGUCAGUAAGGAAUUGGGAUACGUCCAGGAAUUCCCGUCCUCAUGCAUUGGAUAUGUAUUAGAUGGAAUGAUUUUUAUAAAUGCAACCCAGCUACCAAAUUCAAAAUAGUAGCUUUAUGGUAGAUAAUUAAAAAAGGGGAUGGAAAAA
Messenger RNA from Sceloporus undulatus (fence lizard), 2662 nucleotides. It is a transcript of the gene STT3A, whose product is annotated as STT3 oligosaccharyltransferase complex catalytic subunit A. The record is from RefSeq and is a predicted model, not a curated record. The transcript has 19 exons. Bases 320 to 2437 code for a protein of 705 amino acids. Lineage: Eukaryota; Metazoa; Chordata; Lepidosauria; Squamata; Phrynosomatidae. Gene Ontology annotation, cellular component: membrane. Gene Ontology annotation, biological process: post-translational protein modification. Gene Ontology annotation, molecular function: dolichyl-diphosphooligosaccharide-protein glycotransferase activity.